This is a messenger RNA of Vidua macroura (Pin-tailed whydah), 3188 nucleotides long. Its product is annotated as sterile alpha motif domain-containing protein 10-like. The record is from RefSeq and is a predicted model, not a curated record. Gene Ontology annotation, biological process: cell surface receptor protein tyrosine kinase signaling pathway. The coding region runs from base 89 to 415 and encodes 108 amino acids. NCBI's taxonomy places the organism in Eukaryota, Metazoa, Chordata, Aves, Passeriformes, Viduidae. The transcript is spliced from 4 exons. Gene Ontology annotation, molecular function: protein binding. Gene Ontology annotation, cellular component: cytoplasmic side of plasma membrane.
CUGUGCGACCCUCGCUGCCGUCGGCACCAUCGUGGCUGAAGCCGCUCCGGGAGCCAGAACUGCCCCCGUGCCCUGUCCCCGGCCCCACAUGGACCCCCUGGAGGAGGAUGGGGCUGAGGCACCCCUGGAGGGGAGCCCCGAGGCUGAGGGGCCCGAGGGGCCGCAGCGGCCGGCGGGGCAGUGGUCGGGGGCCGAGGUGGGCUCCUGGCUGGCGGCGCACGGCGGGGCCGCGGGGCUGGCGGAGCUGGCUCGGGAGCACGCCCUGACGGGCCGGGCGCUGCUGCGCCUGACCGAGGGGUCCCUGCGGCGCAUGGGGGUCUCCCCGCGGAGCCGGCGCCGGGAGCUGCUGCGGGAGCUGCUGCGGCUGCGGCUGCAGCAGGAGAUGCGGGAGCUGCGGGGCAUCGCUGGCGAGUGAAGAUGAUGUCCCUGUGGAUGUCCCAGAGCCUGUGGGAGCAGAGGAGAUGGCACGUCAGGACAAAGCAGCUGGGACUGAGCAACACAUGCAGGAACAGUGCUGGAGGAGCCCCGAGAUCACUGUGACCCCACCAAAAAAAAAUUCCAGAGCCUGCCCAGUGCAGGAGUUGAUAAGGACAGCAGAACCUUAGAUGCAAAAUUUGAUCCACGAGGCUGGGCAGCGACCCCAGGCAGGCAGAAAGCAGCCCUAGAACUGAUCUUGUGUGAAAUCAGGGGUCACAAACACAAAAGGCACUCACUGGAGUGCUGAAAAACUUAUGAAACGCUUGCAAACGUCUCCAGUUGGGUCUAAAAUGGCUCAGACUGCAAUCGAGAAUCUAGUUUGUUAAAGAAACAGCCCUAACAAGGCUAACAAAAUAAUGCUGGGAGCCAUAAAACCUGGAAGUGUUCUGGGUGAACACUGGCAGGUCGAUUUUACUGAAUUGCCCAGACAAGGGGGGCAUAAAUCCCUCCUAGUUCUGGUAGAUACCAUUUCUGGGUGACCAGAAGCCUUCCCUUGUCACACCAGCCAGGUUGGGGAAGUGACAAAAGUGCUGCCAAAUCAAAUAAACACAAAAAACCCACAAAUAUACAAUAAAUAUAACACAAUAAAUAUAAUAUAAUACAAUAAACCGAACAUACAAUAAAUCAAAAAUUGGGGGUACCUUUGGGAGUGCCAUCAGACAGAGAUUCCCACAUUACUGCAGAUGUGAUAAAAAAGCUUAGGAAAACCUUGGGAAGAGCUUGGGAUCUUCACCCCCCUUACAGGGCCCAGGCUAGUGGCAAAGUGGAGUGAGCGAAUUACACAAUCGAACUGCAAUCGGGUAAAAUAUGUCAGGGGACCUCCUUGACCCGGGUCCAAGGCUUCAGGUCCGUCACACCUGAAUUCAAAGCAGAACUCAGCCGUGGGGCACCAGCAAAAUCAGCCCCUGUGAGCUGCUCUGUGGUCGACCCUACCAAGAGCCGCACUCCGAUUAAAAGGAGGGGUCGAUUUGAAUAAUUACCUCAUUUCUCUUAGUAAAACCUUACAGGAUUUGCAGUUGGACACACCAGGGCAUGAGUUCCAACCAGGAGAUUGGGUCUGUUUGAAUGACUGGGGAACUGCUCCACUCCAGCCAAAGCGGAAGCACUUUCCAAGCGCUGCUGGCAACUUUUACUGCGUUGAAACUGGACACGGUAAAAUUUUGGAUACCUUGCUCCAGAAUUAAAAGGGCCUAAGCCCCUUGGGAAGAAGUCAGGGGCUUGUCACAAGCUGUUUUGCAAAACCAAAUGGCACUAGAGCUUGUUUUAGCAUCACAAGGAGGAAUACGCAGUCAUCACCUCCACCUGCUGUGCAUUCACUGACAAAAAGACACCGUAGAGUGUCUACAGAUGUCCAGGAAAUUUGGAAACAAACCUGUCGCUACUGGACACGAAAUGAGCACACAGAAGCUUGGUAAGUUCAAAAGAGAAAAAAGAGAAAAAAGAGCAAGUUUUAUUCAAACAUCUGGUAUUUAUAGAAUUCCAGAGGUGACCAUGGAUUGGAGGAGGAUGGAAUUACCACCUCUCCAACCACACUGGUCUAAAGAGCAAUUAAUCAUUUCUCUCCAAUCACAGAGAAAUAUGUAAACUAUUCUAUUUAUACAUGAAACUAUUCUAUUUAUACAUGGAAUUUUGUGGGAACUCUGACUCUCAAAUGCGUAAACAUUAUCAGAAGGCUGAAGAAGUCUUAUGAGAACUUUAAAACUUUCGGAAGAGCUAUAAAAGAAAACUUAACACUUUUAAAAAUCAGGGCAACAGAAACCCAAAUUUUACAAUGCACAGCUCAAGACGCCACCUCCUGGGGAUUUGAAGAAGCCGGGACCAAACUUCCUUCAUGGGUACCCAGCUGGACUCGGUGAAACAUCUGUUUAUAAUCACCACCUCAAUAAUUGCUGUAUGGUUUUGGCCAGCAUCAGGAUUCCGGGUUGCAGCUGUAUUAAUGCCUUGCACUCUGAAAGGAAAUAUAAAUCUCAAGAGAUUGGUUCCCACAAGGAAUCAAGAAGAGGAGGGAUUUGAUAAGGACAGGAGAACAGCACAGCCUUGGAGAAACAGGUAAAGGGCGUAACUCAGGCAAACGGAAGUCGUGAAAAAUGGGAGCAGGAUGCCAGCUGUGAAAAAUGCGUAUUUUAUGACUGGCUUUUUGCAAAUAUUAAAAUGAAUAUUACAUGUGUUAUGUUAGAAAGUUAUGCUGUGUUAAUUCUCUUAAGUAAGUGUGUAAAAUAUAGCUUUAGGUUAUAACACAAUGUUAAAAUAGAAACUCUGCGAUGUAAGACACUUUUUAACUAGCUCAAGAAACAGAUGAGAUAAUCAAGAAAUUCUUCGCCCAGAGAUAACAGCAAAAGGGCACUUAAAGAGUUACAGCCUCCUUAUUGGAAAAGACAAACAUCCUCCCACCUCCUCUCCAUCUUUAUGGAACCACCAGGAUUAAGGGGAAGAAGUUGACAAAAAACAGAAAAAUUCUUAAUUUGCAAGGAAUUUAUGCAUCAUGUAUGAGAUGUAUGAAUAUGCAACAGGCUGUUGCUUUUAAGUGUUAUUCCUUUGUUCACAAGGUGUGUUUUUAGCAGCUCAGUGCCCAAAAACAUCCGGAUGUCUGUAAUUCUUUGCUUUUUAUUGUCUUGUAAUUGUCCUAAUCCUCAUUGUCCAAAUUUUUAUUAGUAUUUUUAUUACUAUUUUACUAUUUAUAAAAAUUUACAAAUUUUUAUGACUAUUUUAUU